Molecule: messenger RNA, 2034 nt
Organism: Setaria italica (foxtail millet)
Lineage: Eukaryota; Viridiplantae; Streptophyta; Magnoliopsida; Poales; Poaceae
Product: squamosa promoter-binding-like protein 17
Exons: 3
Coding region: 503-1633 (376 amino acids)
Cellular component (GO): nucleus
Molecular function (GO): DNA binding
Source: RefSeq, a predicted model, not a curated record
AGGGGAGGCGCGUAGCGUAGCCGCGUGGAACAGUGGCCUCGGCGCGAGGAAAGAGGAGCGUGGCGUGGUGGUGCGGUAGUGGAGCUAGGGUGUAGCAGCUGCUCCGGCUGGGAGCCUGGGACUUCUGGCCUCUGGGGACUGGGGACUGGGAGGGAGCCGAGUGGGAGUGCGUGUACGCUGGCGAGCUGGAGCGGGAGCGGGAGGAAAGGAAAGGGACGGCAGCACACCACACAGGCGCACACGCGCGCACACUGCACCACACACGCGAAAGCGUUAUUUUAAGGGCGGCGCCACCACUGUUGUCGCCUGCUUCUCCCUCCCUCCCUCCUCGCGCUGAGCUUUCUUUCCCUCUCCCUCACUCGGCCCCUCCCUCUCCUCUCGCACUUCCUCCCUCUAGUAGCUAGAGAGGGGGAGGGUCAGAGGAGGGCGGGCUUAGGAUAGGGAGCCACGCCGCCGCAAACGGGAACCGAAACCGUAGGGCGCAGCACGGCAGCGGGUGGCAAUGGAGACCGGCGGCAGCGGCAGCGGCAACGGCGGCGGGAGCGACGAUGUCCACGGGCUCAAGUUCGGCAAGAAGAUCUACUUCGAGCAGGACGCGGCUGCCGGUGGGAGCGGGACGGCGGCGGCGGCGGCGGCGGGCGGCAGGAAGGGGAAGGGCGUGGCCUCCGGCGGCCCGCCCCCCGCCGCGCCGCCGAGGUGCCAGGUGGAGGGGUGCGGCGUGGAUCUGAGCGGCGCCAAGCCGUACCACUGCCGCCACAAGGUGUGCUCCAUGCACACGAAGACGCCGCGCGUCGUCGUCGCCGGCAUCGAGCAGCGCUUCUGCCAGCAGUGCAGCAGGUUCCACGAGUUACCUGAAUUCGACCAAGGAAAACGCAGCUGCCGCCGGCGCCUCAUUGGUCACAACGAGCGCCGGAGGAAGCCACCACCUGGACCUCUCACUUCACGCUAUGGCCGGCUCGCUGCAUCAUUUCAAGAGCCUGGCAGGUUCAGAAGCUUCCUGCUGGACUUCUCGUACCCAAGGGUUCCGAGCAGCGUGAGGGAUGCGUGGCCAGCGAUCCAGCCCGGGGGCGACCGGAUGCCGGGCACCAUCCAGUGGCAAGGGAACCAGGGAAUUCACCCACACCGCAGUACAGUUGCGGGCUACGGCAACCACGCGUACAUCGGCCAUGGCGGCUCGGUGGCGGGGCCUUCUUCGGUGCUCCCCGCAGCCUUCGAGCUCCCGCCAGGCGGAUGUGUCGCCGGAGUUGCCACCGACUCCAGCUGUGCUCUCUCUCUUCUGUCAACAACUCAGCCAUGGGAUGCCACUACCGAAAGUGCCAGCCACAACCGGUCCCCAACAAUGUCUGCGGCGAGCGCCUUCGAGGGCACCCCGGUGGCGCCCUCCGUCAUGGCGAGCAGCUACGCGACGGCGGCCAGCUCCUGGGCUACUGGCCCCCGCGGCCACGUGGAGGGCUCAUCCAGGAACGUGCAGCAUCACGAGGACGCCCUGCACCUGGUCGGGCACGGCCACUUCUCCGGCGAGCUCGAGCUCGCGCUGCAGGGGAGCGGGCCGUCGAACCCGCCGCACGUCCACCACGGCAGCUCCAGCGGCACCUUCGGCCAUUCCAGCAACGCCAUGAACUGGUCCCUGUAGGGACGGAAGCACGGAGCCUUCUUCCCCCAGCAGUCCAGCACUGCCUGCCUCUCCGGUCGCCACGCCACGAGACAUGGAGCACUGUGUGGGCGCCCUGGUUUUGCGCGCCUUACCUUGCCGACUCUGUUUUCAGGGCGGAACGGGGAUUCCUAGCCGGUAGAUCGUCGUGAGUCCCCUUCCCGUGUAGCCCAUUUGCGUCCAUGAACUCGGUCGAACACCUGAUGAGCCUAUGAUUCUAGAACUCCGUAGCCAACUGAAUUAUUCAGUUAUGACGAAGCUUGUCAUUGUCAAGUGUCCUGUUGCUAUUUCUCGUGUUGUUGCUUACUACUAGUCUGGAAGACUGGAACUCAAUAUCUACGGUGAAUUUUAUCUACUUCAAUGAACCAUCAUAAAUUCAUGUC